Molecule: messenger RNA, 1533 nt
Organism: Prinia subflava (tawny-flanked prinia)
Lineage: Eukaryota; Metazoa; Chordata; Aves; Passeriformes; Cisticolidae
Gene: ARPC1B
Product: actin related protein 2/3 complex subunit 1B
Exons: 10
Coding region: 184-1293 (369 amino acids)
Biological process (GO): Arp2/3 complex-mediated actin nucleation
Cellular component (GO): actin cytoskeleton; Arp2/3 protein complex
Molecular function (GO): actin filament binding
Source: RefSeq, a predicted model, not a curated record
AGAGGAAAAGGGAAGUCGGGCUGCCUCGGCGGGGCAGGCACAGCUCCAGCCGCUCGCUCCGGGCUCCGUUCGUGUGGACUGCCCAGAGUCCAUGAACGAGCCCCGCCGCGCAGGAACCGAGCCCAGCCCGCCAAGCAGUGUCCUGACAGCCUGGGGGUCUCUCCUGUCCCCAGCCCGUGAGCCAUGGCCUACCACAGCUUCCUGCUGGAGCCCAUCAGCUGCCACGCCUGGAACAAGGACCGCACCCAGAUCGCCCUGUGCCCCAACAACCACGAGGUUCACAUCUACCGCAAGGAUGGGGCCAAGUGGAGCAAAAUCCACGAGCUGAAGGAGCACAACGGGCAGGUGACAGGCAUCGACUGGGCCCCGGAGAGCAACCGGCUGGUGACGUGCGGCACCGACCGCAACGCCUACGUGUGGACCCUCAAGGGCAGUGUCUGGAAGCCCACCCUGGUGAUCCUGCGCAUCAACCGCGCCGCCCGCUGCGUCAAGUGGUCCCCCAAAGAGAACAAAUUCGCUGUGGGCAGCGGCUCCCGCCUCAUCUCCAUCUGCUACUUCGAGCAGGAGAACGACUGGUGGGUUUGCAAGCACAUCAAGAAGCCCAUCCGCUCGACGGUGCUCAGCCUCGACUGGCACCCCAACAACGUCCUGCUGGCCGCUGGCUCCUGUGACUUCAAGUGCAGGAUCUUCUCAGCCUACAUCAAGGAGGUGGAGGAGCGGCCCAGCCCCACGCCCUGGGGCUCCAAGAUGCCCUUUGGGGAGCUGAUGUUCGAGUCGAGCAGCAGCUGUGGGUGGGUGCACAGCAUCUGCUUCUCGGCCAGCGGCUUCCGCGUGGCCUGGGUGAGCCACGACAGCACCCUGUGCCUCGCCGACGCCGGCAAGAAGAUGGCUGUCGCCUCCCUGUGCACCGAGACCCUGCCCCUGCUGGCUGUCACCUUCAUCACCGAGAACAGCCUGGUGGCCGCGGGCCACGACUGCUGCCCGAUGCUGUUCACCUACGAGGAGAGCCAGGGGGCCCUGACCUUCGGGGGGAAGCUGGAUGUCCCCAAGCAGAGCUCCCAGCGCGGCCUCACCGCCCGCGAGCGCUUCCAGAACCUGGACAAGAAAGCGAGCUCGGACACGGCCAACGCCACCCUGGACACCCUGCACAAGAACAGCAUCAGCCAGAUCUCAGUGCUGACGGGCGGAAAGGACAAGUGCUCCCAGUUCUGCACCACGGGGAUGGACGGGGGCAUGAGCAUCUGGGAUGUCAAGAGCCUGGAGUCAGCGCUGAAGGAUCUCAAGAUCAAAUGAAGGAGCCCUCCGGGAAGAGCAUCCCAGCUUCCAGCUGCCCCUGCCCUGCCUGCUGCCCUCUGCCACCCCCCUGUGCCAUAACCCAGCCACGAGUGCCUGUCCCCGCUGCCACCAGCCCUGGUGGCUGUUUUUCAGACAAAGAAAACCAUUUUUAUUACUGUUUUUUUACCAUCCUUCCCGAUGCUGGUCAUACAUUGCUUGGAGAAAUAGCAAAUAAAGGAUUUCCUGAAUAAAUCAAAA